CGCAGACAGGAAGAAAGACGGACAGAGAGAGAGAGGCAGAAAGACAGACAGAGAGACAGGCAGAGACAGGCAGAGACAGGCAGAGACAGACAGAAUCAGACAGAGACAGGCAGAGACAGGCAGAGACAGAGAGAGACGGACAGGUAACCCAGGUGCUUUGUAUCUCCUCCAUGAUGGACGACUACACCUUCCCCUCCUGGAUAUACCUGGGCGUCCUGGCUGUGUUUGUGGGCGGCGCCAUGAAGCGGCUCCUGGCGUCCCACCUGGGCCCCGCCCCCCCCCUGGUGGCGUGGCUGGGCGCCACGGUGCUGGCGGAGCGUCUGUGGUCCUUCUGCCUGCCGGCCGCUCUGCUGCUGGCGCUGCUGGGUCUCGCCUGCUGCCUCUACUCCGCCGCCAGGACCGGCCUGGCGCGGCCCGGCGCCGCCUUGCCGGCCCGCGGAAAGGCCGUCCUUGUCACAGGAUGUGACUCUGGUUUUGGGACCGCAACGGCAAAACAUCUGGACAAUCUCGGCUUCGAGGUGUUCGCCACGGUGUUGGACCUCUCGGGAGAGGGAGCUCGAGAACUGGAGAGGAGCUGCUCCCCCCGCCUCACCCUCCUUCAGGUGGACAUCACCCAGCAACAGCAGGUCCACCAGGCCCUGCUGGACACCAAGGCCAAGGUGGGCCUCAAAGGUCUGUGGGGUUUGGUGAACAACGCCGGCGUGUGUGUGAACUUUGGAGACAUUGAGCUCUCUCUGAUGUCUAACUUCCGUGGCUGCAUGGAAGUCAACUUCUUCGGCACGCUGAGCAUCACCAAGAGCUUCUUGCCGCUACUGCGUCAGGCCAAAGGUCGCAUCAUCACCAUCUCCAGCCCAGCGGGUGACCAGCCGUUUCCCUGCCUAGCAGCGUACGGGGCGUCCAAGGCAGCUCUGAAUCUCCUGGUCAACACACUGAGACACGAGCUGGAGCCCUGGGGGGUCAAAGUGUGCACCAUCCUGCCCUCCUCCUUCAAGACCGGUCAGUCCAGUAACCACGCCUACUGGGAGCAGCAGCACAAGCAGCUGCUGCGGACUCUGCCGCCGGCGUUGCUGGAGGAGUACGGCGAGGACUACCUGACGGAGACAAAGGAGCUGUUCCACCUGUACGCCAGCCAGGCCAACACCGACCUCAGCCCCGUCACCGACACCAUCGCCCGGGCGCUGCUGGCGCCGAGGCCGCGGGCACGCUACUUCGCCGGGCCCGGCGUGGGCCUCAUGUACUUCAUCCACAGCUACUGCCCCCUCAGCCUCAGCAGCCGCUUCCUCCAGAAGCUCUUCCUGAAGAAGAGGCUAGCGCCGCGCGCCCUGAGGGACCCGCCGGGCUUUGACCCAGACCUUGGCCUCGGCCUAAACAACAACAACAACAACAACAACAAGUAAGAGGAAGAGGUGGAGGAGGAGAAGCUGAAAUAGCUGGUCUGCAGGAGGACCAGAGCUGUCUUUCUGUACAUGAGCUGCUCACGGGGUCAAGGGGUUUCUGCCCCCUCCCCCCAACCUCCCUGGAGGUCAAAGGUCAGCCGGAAAAGUCUUCCCCUUCAGUCAGCAAGAUCAGCUGACUUUACGUGCCUUCAUUACACACAGAGGAAAGAUGGCGGAUCUCUGCACAUAAUUACGUCCUCACAUCUCAGUCACAUGACAAACAUUUGGUCCAAUGAGCUUUAGAGAUGUCAUCAUUAUUAAUAUUUGGGACCCUCUGAGUGUAUUGUUUAUUGUCUGCUGCGAAGUGACAGGAACAAGAAUCCUUUCAAAACAAAAGUGUAUUUAAUUCAUUUUAUCGUCACAACCAAAAUAUUUUCAAUAUUGUUUCAUUUUGAUUUUCAGACUUUUGACUGUUACAAUAAAAGCACAGAAAAUAAAUGUAGAUGAAUCAGAUGGUUUACGUUUGGUUUGACUUCUAUUCAUCCUCGUUAAAUAUCUCCUGGUUUCCUGUUUGGUUAUGAUCCAAUAUUUGAACCUAAUUACGGUUUCAGUCACACCAUAAAGCUCCAAAUCAAUACGCUCUAUUUGUUGUAGUUCAGAGUCGGAAACAACGAUGUUAGAAAGUCAAUCUUUUUCAAAUAGGUUUGCACUUUUAUGAACUUUUUUAUGUUCUGUUUUUAUUCUGCCCAUGUUUUAUUUUAAUCUCUCUCAAACUGUGAAUUUUGUAUUAAAUGAAUAUAAUUUUUUUAAACAAUGCCACAAUUAUGAUGUUGAUGGUUACUUGUUUUGUCUUUGAUCGAAAUAAAGUUGCUUUUCUGACUUCUGAA
Messenger RNA from Gasterosteus aculeatus aculeatus (three-spined stickleback), 2263 nucleotides. RefSeq names its product hydroxysteroid (11-beta) dehydrogenase 2 (gene hsd11b2). Gene Ontology annotation, molecular function: 11-beta-hydroxysteroid dehydrogenase (NAD+) activity. The record is from RefSeq and is a predicted model, not a curated record. Gene Ontology annotation, cellular component: intracellular membrane-bounded organelle. Lineage: Eukaryota; Metazoa; Chordata; Actinopteri; Perciformes; Gasterosteidae. Gene Ontology annotation, biological process: glucocorticoid metabolic process.